Molecule: messenger RNA, 1024 nt
Organism: Myxocyprinus asiaticus (Chinese sucker)
Lineage: Eukaryota; Metazoa; Chordata; Actinopteri; Cypriniformes; Catostomidae
Gene: c1qc
Product: complement component 1, q subcomponent, C chain
Molecular function (GO): protein binding
Source: RefSeq, a predicted model, not a curated record
AUGUUUUUAUGGGUGAAAGUUCUGCUCCCCUUUGUUUCCUGUCAGGAUUUCUGUCUGGUACAGGAUGGAAAAGAUGGGUUGGAUGGAAUCCCUGGCAGGGACAGCAUGCAGGGACCAAAAGGAGAGCAAGGAAAUCCAGGGACCCCAGGUUUGCCGGGUAUCCCUGGACUUCCUGGACGUGAUGGAAGGGAAGGGGUGAAGGGAGAGAGAGGGGAUCCUGGGAUUCCUCUCAAGCCUGAUGAGGCUAUAAAAAAGGGAGAAAAGGGGGACCCUGGAAUUAAAGGAAUCCCUGGAAAGAGAGGUCACCCUGGGGAAACUGGCAAAGAAGCUACCUGGCCUGCCCAGACUGAAAGGGACACAGGCGUGUCAGGCUUCUCCAAAUCUCACCUGCAGUCUGCAUUCAGUGUCUCCUGGGCCACAAAAAACUUGCCCGAGGUGAACACUGUAAUAUGCUUCAGUACUAUUAUCACCAAUAUCAAUGACCAUUUCAAUACUGAUGAGAGCAAAUUUGUAUGUAAACACUGUACUUAUUAUUUAUUUAUUAUAUAUCCUAGUACUUAUUAUUUUGUGUAUCAUGCGUCAUCCACACAUACAAAUCUGUGUGUAAUCCUGAUGCUUGAUGGGAGGAAAGUUGCUAGUUUCUGUGAUCACAUUCACAACAAGAAUAGCCAGCAGGUGCACUCUGGUGGGCUAGCUGUUUGCCUGGCAAAGGAUGAGAAAGUUUGGCUACAGUCAAAUGCCUAGAAUGGCAUGUUUGCAACCGGGGAUUAGGGUGACAGUGUUUCCUCAGGUUUCCUCAUUCAUGCACACUGAUUGCUUACACUGUUUUUCAGUUAACUGUAAUAAAUGAACAAUAGGACAUGCUUGUUAAAAAUACUGAGUGUUUUACUCUUUAUAACAUGCAAUGAGGUAUUAGAAGGCUAUUCUGAUCAAAAAAUAAAAUCAUGCUUCAGCAAAUUGUUUGUUGUUAUGUAAGUUAUGUAAACAUACAUUAUCAUUCAUAGUAAAUUUUUGAUUUAACACA